CUUCAUAAUUAGUGUAUGACUAUAUAGCUACUUAUAGAAUUAAUAGAUAGCGACAUACACAUCACGCUGAGCUAUUCAAUUAUGUUUGAGUUCCACUCAUAGAGGUUAAGACACCUAGGUAGAGAAUAUUUGCUUGUGACAUGCGCUAUAAAUUACCAAUACAUGAUAAUAAUUGGACGAUAACACUUUCAUUACUGCAAGCGGUUAUCAUCCAAUAGCGAUGGUGAUUUAUAGGGAAUAUCAAGAUACAGCAGCAUUUAUAAACUAAUACAGGUAGUAUAAGAUUGUUUACAAGUAAUAGCUUAGUGGAAUAUAAACUAAUGCAAGUAAUACUGUUACCACAAAUAUGAGUGUGAAUUGGUUACAAAUCAGUUAAGUACAUUAAUAUAUGAAUACCCAUACGGUUACACUGUAACGUACAUCUAAAUUCGGCCAGGGAGGAAUAUAUCAGAAUUCCAACUAACAAUUGAACUGAGAAUGGUUGUAAUUGUAAAGAAUAUUAAUUGAAUAAUGAUAAAAUCAUCCACUAAUAAUUAUACUUCCCUACACUUUCAAUAGUCCUUCCUUACAAUCAAUCAUGUCUGAUUUGCAGAAAUUCGUAGAGAAGGUGCUUAUCGAACAUCAAUUAGGCGAUGAAGAUUUACAAUUGAUUUCUGAAUACAUUGUCGUAAUGAUCACAAAUCAAAAGAACGCGGAACAAGUAACAUCAGAAAUGUGUGACUUAAUCGGUGAUCGCUAUAAUGCCACAAUAACUCAGCAGAUAUUCAACGAAAUUAAUAAGGAGCAAUCAACUGAAAAACCCGUCAAUGAGAUAGAACAGCCAAAAGAGGAAAAACCUGCACCAGUUGAGCAACCAGUACAAGCAGAAUCCCAACAGCCGGAUCAGACAGAAGUGCCACAGCAAGUGGAGACUUCCCAACCAAUGGCAGCUCCUUCGACAUCUACCAAGCGUUCUGCAGCUGAUGCAUCAUUGGACGAUCUCAUCUUUGGUAACAACCAAGCUAAUCAGGGUAAUAACUAUAGACAAAACAAGCGUAGACCGCAAGAAAACAACAAUCAAACACGUCAUCCACGAUUAGACCCAGCAACUUAUAAAUUAUCAAAAGAGUUGACGACAAAUUUCCUUGAAUCUAACCCACAAAUGAAGAAGCAAUACGAGGCUUAUAAUUUCCAAGAUAGGACGAACUUCGAGAGACAAUUACUUCAACAACACUUCAUGACUAUGCAGACUGCGAAAGUCAUGCAAGAACAAUUUGAAAAGAUGCAAAAGGAAGCAGAAGAGAAGGCUGCACAGAGAUUAGGUGGUGGUGUCAGCACAAGAGGUAGUCCAGCUAGAGGUGGCUUUAGAGGACGUGGUGGUGCCCCUAGAGGUGGAUUCUCUCAGCGUGGUAAUGCCAGAGGUGGAUUUGCAAAUAAGGUAAGUAUGUUGUCAAUUUUAUUAACAUUCUAACACCCUAUAGAGCGUCACAUUUGGAAAUCAACCUAAGCCAACUCCGUCAGUCCUGGAUAGACCAUUAUCAGAUGAUACACCAAAGCAUAAAGUUUGGGUACGUAAUGGUGGCGGAGGUGACCAGGAGCAGGUACCAAGUGAAUUACCAAAAUCAAAGAAGUUCUCCACUGACGGUACAGAAAAACCUAAAGAGCAGCAAGCAGAA
This is a messenger RNA of Wallemia mellicola CBS 633.66, 1655 nucleotides long. RefSeq lists its product as hypothetical. The coding region runs from base 578 to 1450 and encodes 290 amino acids. The record is from RefSeq and is a predicted model, not a curated record. NCBI's taxonomy places the organism in Eukaryota, Fungi, Basidiomycota, Wallemiomycetes, Wallemiales, Wallemiaceae. The transcript is spliced from 3 exons.